GACGAGAAUCCUGUGCUGUAUAGAUUUCGUGCAUUGGACAUGAUUAGAUGGAUCAAAGAAGAAUAUGGCGAUUACUUUACCAUCGCAUGUUCUGGUUAUCCAACAGGACAUCCUGAGGCUCCUAGUUAUCGAGCAGAUUUGCUAUAUUUGAAAUCUAAGGUUGAAGCUGGCGCGGAUUUCAUUAUCACACAGCUGUUUUUUGACAGUGAAGUUUACGAGAAAUUUCUACGCGAUUGUCGUGAGAUUGGCAUUACCGUACCAAUCAUCCCAGGGAUACUGCCGAUUCAGAGUUAUGGAAGUAUUCGUCGCAUAACGGAAAUGUCCCAGUUGGUUAUUCCCGAUUGGAUCCGUUCAGCUUUGGAACCGAUCAAAAAUGAUGAUGAGGCAGUGCGUAAUUUUGGCAUACGGCACGCCGUUGAUUUAUGCAGAGCGCUGUUCAGGAGUGGUAGUGCACCGUCGGUGCAUUUAUAUACCCUCAAUCGAGAAGCUUCUUGUCGGUGA
Messenger RNA from Gongylonema pulchrum, 501 nucleotides. NCBI's taxonomy places the organism in Eukaryota, Metazoa, Nematoda, Chromadorea, Rhabditida, Gongylonematidae. The record is from the annotation of a GenBank genome assembly.